AUGGGGAACAUGCUGGUUUCCCAGAGUGGUGGCUAUGAUCUCAACCUCUUCGCCAGCCCUCCCGACUGCAACUUCCUGUGCUCUGUGUGCCAUGGGGUUCUCAAGAGGCCAGUGAGGUUGCCAUGCAGCCAUAUCUUCUGCAAGAAAUGCAUCCUCCGGUGGCUAACCAGACAGAAGACCUGUCCGUGCUGCAGGAAAGAGGUGAAAUGGAAAAAGAUGGUCCACGUAAAUAAACUCCGCAGGACGAUUGGCCGCCUGGAAGUCAAGUGCAAGAAUGCGGAAGCAGGCUGCUUGGUGACGUGCCCCCUGGCCCAUCGAAGGGGGCACCAGGACUCAUGCCCUUUCGAGCUGAUGGCCUGCCCCAACGAGGGUUGCACGGCACGGGUGCCACGUGGGGCUCUGGCUGAGCACCGGCAGCACUGUCAACGUGGGGCCCAGCAGCAGUGCCCACUGGGCUGUGGGGCCACCCUGGGCCCCGCGGAGCGUGCACACCACAACUGCUACCGGGAUCUGCGCGACGCCUGGAACCAGCGUCAGGAGCGCAGCCGGAUCUUGGUGCUGGGCCUGCUGCGGCGCAUGCGCAAAGUGCACCGCACCACCACUCUCAUCCGCAGGCAGCUGGCCCAGCUCGGGGACUUCCUGGAGGAGGACGACGCGCUGCUCAUGGGAGCCCCGCAAGGGGAGGCCGAGGCCACCCCAGAAGGCAGCAUUGGGGCCGAGGUGUGGGGGCCCCAGGGCCACGGUACCGUGUAA
Enhydra lutris kenyoni (northern sea otter) is the source of this 753-nucleotide messenger RNA. RefSeq names its product ring finger protein 151. Gene Ontology annotation, cellular component: plasma membrane signaling receptor complex. NCBI's taxonomy places the organism in Eukaryota, Metazoa, Chordata, Mammalia, Carnivora, Mustelidae. Bases 1 to 753 code for a protein of 250 amino acids. Gene Ontology annotation, molecular function: ubiquitin-protein transferase activity; zinc ion binding. Gene Ontology annotation, biological process: protein K63-linked ubiquitination; regulation of canonical NF-kappaB signal transduction; tumor necrosis factor-mediated signaling pathway. The record is from RefSeq and is a predicted model, not a curated record. The transcript has 4 exons.